AUUUCAACCCUCUGUGAACCGAGUCUAAGCACAGUUAAGUCUGCAGUUAUCUUUUCACAUCAUGUUUCGUCCUGUAACACCAUUGUCCGACAAGGACAUGGAAGGAGCAGAUGUUGAAAAUAUGGAUUUUAAUCUGCCGAAUGCUGUGCCGAACUUUGACUAUGUCCCUGAUUUCGGACUUUCGUCACAAGUCGGGCGCGCUGCCGGUUCUUUAAAUCCAUUUGAAGGAGGAGAGGAGGAGGAGGAGAUGAUGGAUGUUUAUCCAACACAUGAGGCGAAACGCCAAAAAGUGUUGGGAUGGAGAUGUGAUGAUGGUGGAAUGGAUUUUGUCCUACCAAGUGCGGUCCCUGACAUUGUCCCGAACAACGGACAUUUGUUAGACAGACGCGCCGGGAGUUCACAUCCACGAGGAGGAGUAAAGGAGUUUACUCCUGCAUUUGAGGAGGCGAACAGCCCCACAGAAAAAUGCGAGAAUAAAGUCUUGAAAUCAUUAAAGAAGGGAUGGAAUAAAGUAAAGCAGCCAUUCCUUCAUAAUGAUAAAGUGGAAACACUGAUUCCUUCAGAGCUUAAUGCAGAUUCAGAUAAUCCUAAUGUAAAGGAUGGUGCUGGUCUGGCCAGCUCUGAAUUAAACAAUAAGAUCAAACCGGAAAAACAACGAAUGGCAUUCUUUGACUGUCUCCGGAGGGGCAAGGUGGAGUCAGUGCCGACUCCCCUGCUGAAAGCGGAUCCAGCUAUUCCUGAUGUUAGGGAAGUUGUUGAUCCUGCAUCACAGUCAAAGACCUACGUUGGUCCGAAGAAACAGAAACAAAAGGCUUCAAAGAGCCGCAAAUCUAACCUCCAGGGAGAAAAAGUGACUGUUGUGCCAACUCAACAGCCCAAGGCUAUUUCAGAUAUUCCUGUUGGCAUGGAUGUUCCUGCUCUGGCCGGCCCCCAAUCAAAACCAAAGAUUCGUCCGGAUAAACGCAUGACAUUGACGCAACGCUUCUUUGGAUGCUUCCGGAGGGGCAAAGUGGAGUCGAUGCCGACUUCACAGAUUGAGGCCGAUCCAGCUAUCCCUGAUGCCAGGGAAGUUGUUGAUCUGGCAGAUUCUCAAUCGAAGAGUGUUGGCUUAAAGAAACAAAAACAAAAGGCUUCAAAGAGCCGCUCAUUUCACAACCCUUGGAGUAAAAAAGGGAAGAGUAAAGUGAAAAAAGAUGCCGAUCCAGCUAUUCCUGAUGCCAUGGAUGGUGCGGAUCUGGCCAGUUUUGGUGGCAUCACUGCAGCUAAUGGGAGGCUACAGACGUUAGGUGCCAUCCCAGAGAAUAUUGGGUUGAAAGGUGGUGGAAAUCCUGACCCAAAUAAAGCAAAAAAUCCCAGGCCAAAAGCUUUUAGAAAUCUCAGACUUCCUUGGUUUUUUAAAGCAAAAAUAACUAAAAAUCCUGGACCAAAAGAAGAAGGAAAUCUUGAAGCAAAAGCCCUUGAAAAUCCCAGAAAUCCCUUGCCAGAAAAUGACAAAGUUGUCAGGCCAAAAGUUAUAAAUGUUGUUCAACAAGCUUCUGAACCGCCAAGCGAGAAGAAACCAGAUGAUCCGUCAGUGCCUAAAGACACUUUUGAUUCUAAAUAUCAACUCUUGGAGGAUGAAGUGCUUGGGUGCGGUGGCUGUGCCAUAGUGUACAAAGGGAUCCGUAAAUCGGAUGGCAGUGAGGUUGCCAUCAAGCGAAUAAUCAAACGAAAGAAUGAAAGGACUCUUCAGAUUCCUGGAUACCCCAAACCACUUAUUACAGAAGUGGCGCUGAUGCUUAAGUUAGGAGAUGCGCCCUCAUGCCCCAAUGUCAUACAGAUGUAUGACUGGUACGAGACUAAACACUUUUACACGCUCGUGUUGGAGUACCCACUGCACAGCGAAUCCUUGUUGCUAUUUGUUCUUCUUGAAGAAAAACUAAGUGAAAAUACAGCAAGACAUCUCAUGCGUCAGGCGUUACUGGCAGUGCAACACUGUCUGGAUAAUGGAGUUUUUCACACCGACAUCCAUCCCGGAAACUUCUUGGUGCAGCAAUCAACAAUGAGCCUGAAGUUAAUUGACUUUGGGCUUGGACAUUAUCUGACGCAUGAGGCCUAUGAUUCCUGUGACUUUAUGGGAGCUCCAUGUUGCACCCCGCUUGAGAUCGAAACGGCUAAGAAAUUCCACGCCGUGCCAGCAAACGUCUGGGCCUUAGGUACUAUGCUGUACUUCAUGGUGCUUGGAUCUUUCCCCUGUCCUUUAAACGAGUUUAAUUCCGGGAAUCUGGAGACAAAUGAGAUGGAUUUAUCAAAGGAAAUCUGUGAUCUGUUAAGUGGUUGCCUGGCCCUGAAUCCAAGUGAUCGUCCGACGCUCAAGCAGAUCUUAGAUCAUGACUGGUUUAAAACUGAGUCUGAUGAAGAAGAGCUACUCGUAUACAAAAUGAGGGCAAUAUCCACAGAAAAUAAAAAGGAUGAAGCUGAAUGACUGAAGAAAAGGGGAAUGAUUGGAGAUGCUGUUUUCAUCAUCCUGAGACAUAUGGAGUUUGCUAAUCAUGUUUACGGAUAAAUAAGUUUCUAUAACCAGAAAGCGAGAAUAGCACAGACAUUAAAAGGGCCUCAAUUUCUCAGGAGGAACUCAUUUUUGCACACUUUCUGCAUAAUGUUGUAUUUCAGACUUCAUGAACACAGACCGCUGGCUGAACAUCUGAUGCAGAUCCUGUCUCAUCCUUGAACACAUAAAAAAAAAAUGUUUUAAUUCUUAAUGUUUUUAUAUUUUAAAGUUGUAUAAUAAAGUAUCUAAUAUAUAGUAUGUCCUCUAUAGAAUCAGCGAUGUCUGUCUCUCUCUCUAGGGUUUUUUCUCCUAGGAGUUUAGGGAGUCAGGUUUAUUAAUGUAAAGCUGCUUUGAAAUAAUUAAACAAUUGUGAAAAUUGCUACAGUAUAAAAUUGAAUUGAAUAUGGAAGACUUUUCUUUAGCAGAUGUUUUAAUUUGUUUUUUUUUUUACUUUUUUAUUUGAUCAAACUGAUUAACUUGGUUACUUAUGUACAUGUUUUUCAUAUGCAAUAUCAAACCCUUGACCUUGGUAUAAAAUACUGGGAGUUAACGUAGUAAAUCCAAUCAGACACAAUGUUAAACCUGAUGCUGUUUUAACCCAAAUAAAUAAGUACACUUGACCUAAACCUUAAAAUAUACCCUUCAUUACUCUGUUUUAGUUUAAUUUGCAUGAUUUCUCUCAAUCAUCGAGACAUUUUGAUUAACUUAUUUUAUUUAAAUCUGUGGAUUGAACAUUUCACCAAUCAUGCAUAAAUUAAACUGCUACUCUGCAGCUAUUUCUGUUAUCACUGUUGGCUAUUAUUUUUGUUGUAAAGUUAAGAGCUGAUUAAAAGUACAUUACUUUACGAAA
This is a messenger RNA of Misgurnus anguillicaudatus (oriental weatherfish), 3380 nucleotides long. The record is from RefSeq and is a predicted model, not a curated record. Lineage: Eukaryota; Metazoa; Chordata; Actinopteri; Cypriniformes; Cobitidae.